AUGCGUUCCCAAUUGGUAAUUGUACUUCUUGUCGGUCUUGCUGCAUCAGCAUAUGCUCUUGACCUUUCCCAUGCUCAUAAACGUUCAAUUGAAGCUGAAGCAAAUGCCCGCGGUUUCUUUACUGACUUCUAUACUCAAGUUAUUCAUCCACCAAUGAAUCACAUAGCUACAAAUAUGGCUCUCUUGGCUGCACAAGUCUUAGCCGGCUUUUCUCAAACAGGUAUUCCUCUUCCAUCACAAGGUCGUAUCUUACAUCCAUCUGCUGUUCAAGUUCAAGCUGUCUUUGAUGGUUUAUGGCAAAAUACUGUUAGACCACUUCUUAAAAAUGUUCUCUCAAAAUAUUCAGUUGUCAUCGCACAAUUAUUCAGUACUAUUCCAACAAGUCGUAAUGAUUUAACUGAAGUUGAAAUGCGUGGCUUCUUUGAUACAUUAGCUGACAGUCUCCUCAAUAGUUUACAACUUGUUUGGUCAAAUGUAUUACAAAAACCAACUGAACAAGCUCUUUCAACUGCUGCUUUAUUGGGUGCUCAAGUUCUUGCUGGUGCUGGUGUCAAUGGUGUCAGUUUAGAUUCACUCUUCGAUUCACUCUUCGGAAAACGUGGUGCUGAAGCUCGUGGACCAAUCAUUGAUGGUCUUCUCUCACAUGCUACCGGUCUCUAUCACCAAGAAGUCAAACCUCUUGUAGAAACUGCAAUGAAUAAUGCUAUGCUCAGCCUUGCCGGUGUCUUAGCUAACUUUUCCAGCACAAUUGGCCGUCGUUAA
Molecule: messenger RNA, 762 nt
Organism: Adineta steineri
Lineage: Eukaryota; Metazoa; Rotifera; Eurotatoria; Adinetida; Adinetidae
Source: the annotation of a GenBank genome assembly